CUUUCACCUAGCCAGGUAUAUAAGCCACUCGGAGUCCGCGUCGCCAGUUGGCCCUUCGUGGAGUUCGCUCGACGUACACAUCAGAAUUCUCAGAAUGCAGGUGCUAAACUGUGGGUUCGCCGUAUUGCUGGCCUGCUGUCUGGUGCUGGCAGAAGAGAAGGACAAGGAUGCUGCGAAGGACGAUGACAGGCCAAAGAUCUUCAAGAGGCUGAUACCCGCCGACGUUCUCAGAGACUUCCCUGGAGUGUGCUUCGCGUCCACCCGAUGUGCCACCAUCGAGCCUGGUCAUAGCUGGGAACUGUCUCCCUUCUGUGGUCGCUCCACCUGUGUUCAGGACAAGGAAUCUCCUAGACUGCUGGAGCUCGUGGAAGACUGCGGACCUCUGCCCAAGCCUAACUCCAAGUGCAAGUUGAGCGAGAAGACCAACAAGACUGCGCCGUUCCCCACCUGCUGCCCCAUCUUUGAGUGCGAGCCUGGUGUGAAGCUAGAGUAUCCUGAGAUCCCAACAGUAGCUCCCGAGACUUCCCCCGCCCCCAAAGCCCCCAAGGCUUAACUCACCCUGUAUAUGUAGGCUUACAAGUACUGUGCUGUCUCACUAUUGUAAACAAAAAACUUUUGUACAAAUUAUAACGACAAUACCUAA
Molecule: messenger RNA, 643 nt
Organism: Macrosteles quadrilineatus (aster leafhopper)
Lineage: Eukaryota; Metazoa; Arthropoda; Insecta; Hemiptera; Cicadellidae
Exons: 4
Coding region: 95-553 (152 amino acids)
Source: RefSeq, a predicted model, not a curated record